Nezara viridula (southern green stink bug) is the source of this 1870-nucleotide messenger RNA. Lineage: Eukaryota; Metazoa; Arthropoda; Insecta; Hemiptera; Pentatomidae. The record is from the annotation of a GenBank genome assembly.
AUGAUCUCGACAACUUACGAAAUAUGGUUGCUGGUUUUUGAUACCACGAGGUCGCCAACUUGCCAGACUGACAACUCAGUUCUACCACAUCUAGAAAUAGGUAGGAUGCUAGGCAGUGAACUAAGGAACUAUCAAUUUCCAGUGGGCAGUACCACAACAUAUUGUCCCGGAAACAACUCGCAAAUUCCUCCAAAGCUUUGCCAAAAAAAAUCAAUAUCAUCGAUAGUUUCUAGCCUGGGUAUAUGUGUCUUAGUUGUCGGCUACACUGUCCUUGGAGCGCUAACGUUCAUGGCGCUGGAAGGGAAGUCUAACCUGCAAGCAGAUACAAAGAGCACCGAGCACGAUACUCUUAGAUCUCAGACAGUGGAGAAACUUUGGAGUAUUACUGAAGACCUUAAUAUUUUGUACAAAGACAAUUGGACUAGGUUAGCAGAGCAAGAAGUACUCAAGUUCCAGAAUCUGUUGGUCGACAGGCAUAAGCUCUCAGGAAAUGGUCAAAGAAAUUACAAUUGGAGCUUUUCUUCAGCUUUUCUGUACUCUCUUACUUUGAUAACAACAAUAGGUUAUGGAAGUAUAACUCCAAGAACAGCAUGGGGAAGAUUGAUUACAAUUGCCUACGCGCUGAUCGGUAUUCCCUUAAUGCUUGUCUACUUGUCGACAGUCGGUGAUACAUUAGCUCAACAUUUUCGUCAAUUUUAUUAUAAACUAUCCCAAUCAAGAAACUCAAAAACUAAAAGUAAAUUAAACAAAAAUGAAUCUUCAGCUUUACAAUCCAAAGCACCAUUAGAAAACCACAUAAGUAAAAAGCAGCGAGAAAUAGGAUUCGAAAAUCCUCCAAAAAAGCGAGUACCAAUCUUUUUGACGAUCCUAAUCGUAAUUGUAUAUAUUAUAGGAGGUGCUUUCAUAUUUAAUAAAUUAGAAAACUGGACAUUCAUCGAAGGGUCAUAUUUCUGUUUUACAAGUUUGGGAACGAUCGGGUUUGGAGAACUGAUUCCAGGAGCUGCUAGUGGGACUAAUGGGGUAUCGGUAUUUGUGUCAUCAGCAUUCAUUCUUAUAGGGAUGGCAAUCGUUGCAAUGUGUUUCAAUUUGAUUCAAGAUGAGACAGUGAUCAUUGCAAAAAAGAUGUCACUGUGGUGGCAUAAGACUGGAAAGCUGGAAGAAGAGGAAAUGUCAAUAACUGUCAAGACUUCUUGACACAACGAUCCAUCGCCAGGCUGCGACUUGACGCUCAAGAAGAUUCCACCAGAGCUGAAGCACUACAGCUUACCGAGGAGGAAGGAACCACUCCGGUACCCAAACCACUUCACCAGGGCGACGCCAGUCCGCAACUCCACUGGUCAUGGAACAAGAACUCAGGAGCCUCUUAUUGAAUACUUCGUCCCGCGUAGCGUCAGUGAAUUCAAUCUGUCAGUUCUCGUCGAUCCCAUCCCCCCUCUGCCCCCCUCAGCACUCAGAUCCUCUGUCAGUAAAUCCCGUGACAAAAUGGUCACGUUUGAAGACGACCAAGUAUCAGCUCCUAAGAAAGAGGUGACACUGGAAGAUAUAUUUAUGUGACGGAAAUUUGGACAAUGAAGUUCCAUUGGAUGACCGACAUAGUGUAGUGCAUAAAGACUGAAUUUAUUUUGUAAACUCAAUAUAAUGAUUUCAAACGGUGUUAUUGUUCACUAUUGGUAUUCAUUUCGUCAAAAAAUUAAUAUAAGAUAUUUAUUCGGGCGUGAUUUGUAAACAUGUUCAUUCAAGCGAUUAUUUGUUUUGGCUGAAAAAAGUGUGAAUGAUCUGUUUCGACAAGACACAAUCAGUUAUGUUUGAUGAAAAUGAUUCGUUCAGCCAAUUCAAGGCCGAGUAUGAAUUAUUAAAAUAUUUCAUAGUG